Ananas comosus (pineapple) is the source of this 2955-nucleotide messenger RNA. RefSeq names its product ubinuclein-1-like. Bases 254 to 2521 code for a protein of 755 amino acids. The record is from RefSeq and is a predicted model, not a curated record. Lineage: Eukaryota; Viridiplantae; Streptophyta; Magnoliopsida; Poales; Bromeliaceae. Gene Ontology annotation, cellular component: nucleus. The transcript has 13 exons.
AUCUGUCCCGCGCAACCGAGGAGAGAGAAAGAAGAGAUAGAAAGAGAAAGUAUGCUAGAGAGAGAAACAGAGAAUUCUCUCUCUCUCUCCUCUCUAUCUCUCCUUCCCAAUCGCGAAACCCUUCGUCUCCCCCGAUCGAAACCCUCCCCAAACCCUAACCCUAACCUUAACCCUAACACUCUCCCCGCAGACGAUCUCUCCCUCGCCCGAUCUUGGAUGCCCUAGGUCCUCAAUUCCUCCCCCCCCCCCCUGCAUGGAAGAGGAUAAGGUCCCCGCCGCUAGGGUUUCGCCCGCUCAUUCCACUAUUCCUCCGCCGACGGAGCCUUCUUCUUCCUCGAAUCCCCCGGAGCGGGAGCGCGCCGCGGCGAGGGCGGCGGCGGCGGCGGCGGCGGAGGAGGAGGAGGGCGGGGAGCUGCGGUUCGAGGUGGAGCUGCGGCCCGGGGAGACCACCAUCGUCUCGUGGAAGAAGCUCCUCAAGGAGGCCGGAUAUGGGGGCGGACCCCCGCAGCCCCGGGGAGCCGACCCGGUGCUCGCUGCGCAACCCGGCCCUUCUGGAUCGGUUAAACCUGCUGAAGAUGACCUAACGGAAAAGGAACCACCAACGAACCGAUUUAGUGCAGUUAUUGAGAAAAUUGAACGACUUUACAUGGGAAAGCACAGCAGUGAUGAGGAAGAUCUUGAUGAUGCCCCUGUUGAUGAUCAAUAUGAUACUGAGGAUUCAUUCAUUGAUGAUGCUGAACUGGACGAAUAUUUUCAAGUCGACAAAUUGGUGACAAAGCACAAUGGUUAUUUUGUUAACAAAGGGAAGUUGGAGCAGAUCGAACCUAGCUCAUCACCUGUUGUGGCAUCAAGGAAGAGGAGAAGAAAAGACUCGACACAUCACGAGGACCAGGACCAUGUUCCUAGUGAACAUGUAAGAAUACGGCGCAAGCGGAUGAACACUGUGGCAAGGAACGAACUGUAUAUGAGAAAGAACCUGCCUUCUUAUGGUGAAGAAGACAGCAAACUUAUAGACAACAAACAAAGUGCCCCUACAGCGGUCUACAAAAAGAAGUCUGUUGAUUUGGCCAGCAGUAUGGAAAAUCCAACAAAUGCAAAAUUACAAAAUAAGGAUGUUGGAGCUCUCCAGUCUAGGGAUAUUUCUGAAAAGUCAAGAGGAACAAAUGAAUCGUACAAUCAUAUGUAUUCAGACCAUCCGGACAAAGGUGUUUCAUGCUUUCUUGAUUUUCAAUCCAGAAAGUUGCUGAAUGGUGAAAAUGACGGUGCAGAAACAAAAUUUCAAUGCAAAGAAAAAUCCACAUCUGGUGAAUUUGCUCACAGGAAUAUUUCUGGUAGUUCUUACCCUCUACAAGCAGUGCAGUCGACAACUAGAAGAGUUAGAGAAGGUGCAGCUAUUAGACCUAAAGGUACAAGACUUGAACGAGCCAUUCGUGAUCUUGAAAAGAUAGUUGCAGCAAUCAGACCACCAAGUUUUGAUGUCCAGGAUGCUGACCCUGCAUAUCAAGGAGUUAAACGGAGAUUGCCUCCAGAAGUUAAACAAACGCUAGCUAAAGUUGCAAGAUUAUCGGCAAGUAAAGGAAAAAUUUCAGAAGAUGAGUUGAUUGACCGUCUUAUGGGCAUUGUCGGUCACUUAGUCCACCGGAAGACUUUAAAGAGAAACAUGAGAGAGCUGGUUGAAUUAGGUCUUUCGGCAAAGCAGCAGAAGGCUGAUAGAUUCGAACAAAUAAAGAGAGAGGUUUAUGAAAUGAUUAAAGCACGUAUUUCAACCAUGAAAUCAAAGGGGACUGAACAACAAGAUGGUUCAACAGAUGAUUUUCAAGAAGCUGUAAGUAAUGAAGAAAGAAGAGCUUUAAAAGGAAGACAUAGUAUGGAUGCUGCCCUUGAAGACAAGAUCUGCGAUCUAUAUGAUUUGUAUGUUGAGGGUAUGGAUGAAGACAAGGGCCCUCUAAGUAGGAAGCUAUAUGUUGAGCUGGCGGAGCUUUGGCCACAUGGUUAUAUGGAUAACGUCGGAAUCAAAGAUGCUAUUUACAGAUCGAAGGAGCGUAAAGGGGCGUUAUACAGGCAACAUAAGGUUCGCGAUGAGGAGAGGCUCAAGAGGAGAAGGUUGGCUGCGGCAGCCAAGCUAGCAAAUAGCGCGCAAACUGCCCAAGUGCGAACUCUACAAGAGAGGCCAGUUAUCACUUACACCAGUCAAGGCAUUGUUUCUCCCGAGAAGACUAAUACAUCCAAUCAACCUCUCACUUCAACAAGCAAGGUCACCAACCCUACUCUCCCUCUUGUCGAUCAAGGAUCGAAAUACGAGGGCGGCAACAGAAAUGUCGAUGCGAGCAAAAAGCCGAAGAGAAACCCGGAACACGAACUGGGAGAAGCGCAAGCUCUCUCGCUCAAGCUUCCUCCGCAGCAGCAGCACGUUAAGGAACGACAAAAGUCUCAAAAAAACACCGAUGAGCCAAAUGCGAGCGGCCAACCUAAAGCAAGCAGUCAGAUGCCCUGUCUUCCGAAUUCCGACCAACCGAGCUAGCAUCCGCUGGGGCGUAAAAUUACACAACUAGUGUGUAUUCUGAUUUUAAUUUUUCGUUUCUCCCCCUUCUUACUAUAAUCAUAGAACAACAUGAUAGCUUUAAUGUGUCCUCAACCAAUUCUUCUCUGAGCAACCAUUUAAUGUUAACCACAGCUUCUAUAUUUACCAUAACAUCAUAUGUAGUCUUUUUUUUUUUUUUCCCCCUUUUUAAACCCCCUUUGGAAUCCAUCGAAAAAUGGUCGUGCGCCGGCUCAAAUAAAGGAUUAAGCACAGCUGGUGGGUGAAAAUCAAAGGUGUGUAGUUAUAUGAUGUGUUGAUUUAGAUGCCUACUGCUUCUGCAUAAUGCUUUAACCAAAAAAAGGUUUUUUUUUUUUUUUCAUUUUCUUUUUGUAAAUACUCUUAUCAUCUGUUUUUAGACAAAAAUGAAUUCGUCA